Molecule: messenger RNA, 1078 nt
Organism: Melitaea cinxia (Glanville fritillary)
Lineage: Eukaryota; Metazoa; Arthropoda; Insecta; Lepidoptera; Nymphalidae
Exons: 6
Coding region: 1-1026 (341 amino acids)
Source: RefSeq, a predicted model, not a curated record
AUGCAUACUCAAGAGGAAACUCUUGAAACUAAAUCCAUAGAAGAAUUAGAACUAGAGUAUGAAGAUGAAAAAAAUUCUAUGAUAGCAAUAACGGAAACAGAAGACCUGAUCUACCAUGACUUUUACGACGAGGUAGACAACAGAAUAAAAAUUGAGAAUUCAAUGGAUAUGAUAUUCUUUGGACCGCCAAGUUCUUUUUUGCGAAUUGAUGCUGAGACGAUAUUACAUAUUUUAUUAAGUACCAAGAAAAAUUUGAUACCUAUAUCAAGAGCAUUACUAGCAUGGGAUGUGGUGACUGAUGGAAAGACAGCGGCAUUUUUACAAGGCAGAGAAUUCUUAGCAUUUGAAAAUCUUUUAAAUGUUAUACCCGAAGAAGACUUAUACUAUGUCAAUUUCGGGGAUCCAUCUGUGCUCAAGUAUUUUUCAACACAUUACGUUGAUUUAACAAAACGAAAGAUUGGGAUUUUAGCAGCAGCUUACAGGCGCUAUUAUGGUAACAGCGGGUAUAAAAGUGGUUCUCAAAUUAACGAAUUAGGAUAUUUGUUAUGCGGAUUUCCUUCGAAUGAUCUUAAGAAAAUAUCGCCAGGGACAUUUAAGGAACUUACAUUUGAUGUGCUCAGUAAAAUUAAUCGUUGUGACGUUAAGCAAAAAAAGACUUUAUAUGAAAUUGCAACUCAUUCUAAUGCUUACGGCGAGCCAUAUACGUGGUCUUCACAUGAAGUUGGUCGACUUAAUACUUUAUUUACAUGCAUUCCAAAACAAUACAUUAGUUCAAUACAAUUGGAAGCGAUCACGUCUAUCAGUCCGAACGUAAUGAAGCAAAUGAAGCAAGAUAAAUUGGAAUACUUUACAAAAGAACAAAUAUUGAGAAUGAACGUAAAAACUAGACGCAUUUAUCUUUUGCGAAUACAACUGAAAAACAGCCUCGAUACCAGUCAGAUUGCUAAGAAAUGUUUCGAAAAAAUUAGACCAAAUAUUAUUGUCUCUUUCGUGGCGUCUCUAUUACUUUAUGAAAAUAUUGCUUAAUUUUGUUUUAUUUCAUUGAGUAAAGCUUCAUUUAACUACCAUUCUAAUAUAA